GGCUUACUAUUCCUGCAUCAGACCAAGCCUGAACCUUUAGUGCAUCCUGAUCUGAAACCAGGAAACAUUUUGCUAGACCAGAACUACGUAAGUAAGAUUAGCGAUGUGGGAUUGGCAAGGCUUCUCCCAGCUGUAGCAGAAAAUGUAACACAAUGCCGCAUGACAUCAGCAGCUGGAACUUUCUGUUAUAUUGAUCCUGAGUAUCAGCAAACAGGAAUGCUUGGUGUCAAGUCGGAUGUUUAUUCUCUGGGGAUCAUUUUUCUUCAAUUAUUGACAGGCAGGCCUCCAAUAGGAUUGGCUCACCGUGGUCAAGAGUCUAUAGAGAAGGGCAGGUUUGCAGAAAUGCUAGACCCAUCUGUCACUGAUUGGCCUCUUGAACAAGCCUUGUGCCUUGCAAACAUAGCAGUCAAGUGUGCGGAACUCAGGCGAAAAGAUAGGCCAGACCUUGGGAAAGUAGUGCUUCCAGAGCUGGAUAAGUUGAGAGAGUUUGCCGAAGAAAAGAUGAUGAUACCCAUCUUUUUAGGAUGUAAUGCACCUUCCCCCAACCACAGUCAAUCUUCCGUGCCACAGGUCUCUUUAAAUUCUCUGAAAUCAUAAUAAUUUUUUGUGUUUAUUUAUGAUGCUACUAGGCUAGGCUUCCAAUUCCAUGAUUUUGUUGAGAUCAUUUUGCAGGAUGUGAUGAGCGAUCCGCGGCUUGUACAUUCGGGAAGCUCAUCAGCUCCAUCCACGCCCACAGAAGGAAAAUCUUAAACUCGUGCAGGGGGCAUCUGAACUAAAGCAAGUUUUUCCGGCUUAGAAAAAGUUUUUCCGAUGAAAUUAGUCAUCAUUGUGAAUAUGAUGAUGUACAGCAUACAAAAUGAAAACAUUGGGUUUUCGGAUGUGUGGGGUGAUAAACAUAGAUAGAGCGGGCAAGUGAUAAUUCGGAAUUUUUGUAUUAUGUAAAUAUCUUAGAGAAUAUAAAUCGUCCAACUUCAAUACUCUGACGACAAAUACGACAAUUUUGCUUCUGCCGUCAUAUGUACUGUUUUUCUUUCUUUCUUUUUUUUAAUGCAGCAUCAUCAGUUUUCAUUGCUAUGUAAUAACCAACGCCUGGGCUCCGUCAGGUAUGGUAUGCAAAUUGAAGUUACACAGCAUACAAGGAAUUGAAGAAUACAACGUUUUCGUUUUACCGCAGAGAAUGGUAGAAGUGUUCCUCUGGCACAUGCUGUAGUGCCUAUAGAAAAUAGGGCCACCAAACCGGAUCUGUCACUGUUCAAUUUAUACGACAGUUGGAGCCGUGUUAGAAUGCAAUAAAGCUUUUAUGUUGAAGGAGAAAGGGUAUGACAGAAUGAUGAUUCGCUGGAUUAAGAUUAACUGCUGCCUGCGGUGGUGUUAUGCGUGACCAUCGGGGAGCUUUUCUAGUUGCUUUUAUUUGCAUUCUGCAGGGUAGCUGCUCAAUUUUCGAGGCUAAACUUUAGAGAUAAAGGUUUCUCUUGGUUCAUUCUGUAAUCUUGUUAGCAAUCCAAUUUAUUCAGAAAGGCUGUCAUCAAUCUGAAACAAAAAAUUGUAGCUGCUGCUCUAGAUGAAAUUCGUUGGAUGCACGUUUACGGAGAAGCUAACUCUCUUGCAAUCCUAAGCUAGGCAUGGUCACUCGGUAAUGAAUGGUUUAAAGCAUUUCGAUGUUAUUCCCAAAUUUGCUUAUGAUAAGGAAAGAUAUGCAAUCUCUGUAAGAGGAACAAUGGGACAAGGCCAAGAGCAGAAGACCCGACCAGAACCCGGAGUUGAAAUUCAGGUUCUUUUUUGUCUAUCGCUUGUGGAGUACGUAUUGAAAAUUUGUAUUGCUUUUCCAUCUUUUUUUCAAAUGUAAUUACCUUAUAUCAUAAAGAUUGAAGUGUACGGAUGAAUCCUCUGGCUGCGGCGAAAUUAAUGCAGGAAAGAGGAGAGAUAUUUUUCUUCUACCGGCCUAAAGUUAGCAAGGAAGAAGCUCACAGUGUUGACGAUGUCCAGCGUCUCUACAUUAUCAUGCAGCCUGAAUCUGGUGAGAGGGCGGUAGAAGAGAAGCAAGAACUGGAUGAGGGGAACCAAGGUGCCAAGAAAGGGGGAUAUGGCAGCCAGGAAGUAAAUAUUGAAGAGCAAUCAUUAUUUCGGUUAAUGGUAAUGGGACGUAAAAGACUCCCUGAUCCGAGCGAGAAAACCCAACCUUAUUGGGGUUUUGUGGCGAUUGUUACAACAAAUGCAGACCGUGUGAAGACUGCCCUUAGAGGAGAGGAGUAUGAAAGUUCAAGUUCAACUUCAGCCAGAGGACACAGACAUACUAGUGGUGCUAGAGCUGUGGGAGAAGGCAUAUACCGCAUUAUAAGACACAAGGGGGAGGAAAGGAAAAGAAGGCACACUCAUUUGAUCUACAAGCUAGAAUUUCCAGCUGAAGGUGAAAAGAAGGAACCCCAGGAAUCACUAAACAUUGAGCGCGAGGGGUCAUUCAUAAUUCAAAUAAAGAACCCGGAAAAAGGAGGUGGCUGGGGUCUUCAAAACAAACGCAAGGCUGUCUUCCCUGCCCACCUGCAAGGUCUGCUGGGGCAUGUCAAGUUCGUCCCCGCCGAUCCUCCUGACUUUCUCAACUAUGAAGGGUGCGAAUUCUUGCUCAUAUCUGCCUCUGACCACAUUGAAGACGAGUUGGGUCUUGACCUUCUGACGGAAGGAGAACAAGAUCCAUCCUGCUCUGAUCUCCUCAACAUAUUUGGAGAUGCUGCAGCUGCAUCUACCACCGCUUUUCUCAAAGGAACUUGGACCUGAAAUGUUCCUAGUUCUGUUUAACUUAGACGCAUGUUUACUUAAUGUGUCAUUCCAAGUCGAGUUUAUAUCUCCAUUUAACUUUACACUUUUAUUAGUGCAAUUAAUGGUUAUCUGUCUUAAAGACUAAUAUGACUGAACGUAUAUUUUAAAGGUCAAUAUAAAUUUUUU
Messenger RNA from Abrus precatorius (Indian licorice), 2940 nucleotides. RefSeq lists its product as uncharacterized. The coding region runs from base 1879 to 2772 and encodes 297 amino acids. The transcript has 4 exons. The record is from RefSeq and is a predicted model, not a curated record. Lineage: Eukaryota; Viridiplantae; Streptophyta; Magnoliopsida; Fabales; Fabaceae.